UAGUACUCCGUAACUCUUAUAAGUAUUGUUAUGUGUAGUAUAUAAGUGUUGGUGGGUCAAUAAUUGUUUGAUCCACAAAUUAAAAAGUGCACUUUCCUUCUAUAGAAACUACCACUUUACAUACUAUUUCUAUUUAUAACAACUUGGCUUCUUAAUUUUCUCCUCAAAAUCCUAUAUUUGUCUUUCAAUUCAAAGCCAUUAAGCCAUCCUUUUCUUGAUCUUCCUCCUUCAACGAAGGAAACUAACACCGUUUUAUCUUGCAUAGGAAGGAAACUAAAAUUAAGAAGUUGAUCCGGCCAUCCAGUUUUAGAUGCCUGAAAUUCUUCCUUGUUGCUGCAGAAAUGGCGAAAAAAUGCACAACCUGUAAAACAGAGGAGAAGUAUAAAUAUUGGUCUGAGUUCCCUGCAACAAAGCAACAAUUCUGCCUGAUGAUGUAUCAUGAUUUCAAGAACAAACUGGGAAUUCCUCAAGAUUUCAUAGAUUGUUUCAAGGUACAACUAUCACCAUGGUGCACACUAAUAGGGCCAAGCAAGAAUAAAUGGAGAGUGAAACUGUCGCGAAGAAGAAUGGAUGGUGAUGGAAGUGUGGUAUUCUCAGAUGGGUGGGCGGAUUUUGUCAGUGACCAUGGAGUGAAGGUUUUCGAUGUUUUAGUGUUCAGAUAUGUUGGAGAUUCUUCGUUUGAAGUGACGGUGUUUGACAAGGGUAGUUGUUGCGAAAGAGAGGGUACUCAUUUUGUGAGUAAUGGUAGUUGUUCAAGUCCAAGCUCACGGAGAACAAGAACAACCUCUUGUUCAAGUACUUUGCACGGCAACAAUAAUACUCAUGGUAGCAAAUGUAAAGAAGAAAUUGUUGUUGAUUCAUCUGACAGCGAAGAAAUUGAUCAUGAAGAAGAAGAAGAACCAGAGGGAGAAAUUGACCAUGAAGAAGAACAACAUGAGGAAGAAGAUUAUUCAUGGGAAGGAGAAGGAGAAGAAGAAGAAGAAGAAUCUGAGGCUGUAGAGGAAGAGAUAAGAUCAAAAAGGGGGAGACCGCGAAAGCCAUCAAAUGAUCAAGAAAAUCAACAAAUCCAAAAGUAUUUCAUAUCAAAAAGAAGGGAGCUUAAACAAGAAGAAAAAACAAGAGCUUCAAAUAUGGCUAUGAAUUACAUCAACUCGAGCAAGAAUGAUAGGUUUCCUAUGUUUUCGAUCACCUUGUGUCCUUCCAAUGUUUACAGUGGAUUUCAUCUGACAAUUCCAAAGAAAUGGGCAAUGGAACAUAUGCUGAAAGAGCCUCAUGAAUUAGAGCUGCGUGUCCCAAAGGCACAGGGUAAAGGCCAAAGGAGCUCGAGUGUGGGAUGCAGAUGGACAUUAAAAGGAGUACAACAAUGUCAACUGAGAGCAGGGUGGGCGAGAUUUGUGCUGGAAAACAACUUGGAAGAACACGAUGCUUGUGUUUUUGAGCUGAUCAGGGAAGGGGAAUCUGAUUGCACAACUCCCAUUUUCAAUGUCCACAUAUUUCGUGCUAUUGAUCAAAUUGUUCCUUUGGCUGUGUCAACGCGUAUGGUCUAGCUUCGACUUAAAUUACUUCAAUUUCUCGAUCAUCUUCUCAACUUCGAGCAGCUGUGACACUCUUUAUCUAAUUGUAUUUCAGUAAUUUAAUUUCGACUAGCUUAAUCUAUUUAUGUAACUUUUACCAUUUGCAAUAAUAUCACUGCCUAACGUUUCUCUAAAAACAAAUAAGUUAUGUAACUCUUAUAUGUUUGUGUUAUACGGAGUACUUUAUAUUUCUAACCAAAGUGAGUGAGGUUGUUGUUGAGGUUGUUUUGUACGAA
Spinacia oleracea (spinach) is the source of this 1810-nucleotide messenger RNA. RefSeq names its product B3 domain-containing protein REM16. The record is from RefSeq and is a predicted model, not a curated record. NCBI's taxonomy places the organism in Eukaryota, Viridiplantae, Streptophyta, Magnoliopsida, Caryophyllales, Amaranthaceae. Gene Ontology annotation, molecular function: DNA binding. The coding region runs from base 342 to 1547 and encodes 401 amino acids. The transcript has 5 exons.